Molecule: messenger RNA, 1846 nt
Organism: Xiphias gladius (swordfish)
Lineage: Eukaryota; Metazoa; Chordata; Actinopteri; Istiophoriformes; Xiphiidae
Product: aquaporin-4-like
Exons: 5
Coding region: 192-1073 (293 amino acids)
Biological process (GO): transmembrane transport
Cellular component (GO): basolateral plasma membrane; plasma membrane
Molecular function (GO): water channel activity
Source: RefSeq, a predicted model, not a curated record
UCAACAUUUUUCUAAAUGUACAGUAACUUAUAAAUGUCUUAAUUAAUGUAAAUCAUGUUCUCUUCUGCAUUAAUAGUCAAAAGAGACACAUUUUCCCUUCAUCCUGGAUAAAGUUCAACGAGUGACUGCAAUUAAAUAUUGUAUGCUUUGACUUCAGGAGGUUCCUGUCCUGGUGUAACUGUCAGAGCAUAAUGGUGGCAUUUAAAGGGAUCUGGACCAAGGACUUCUGGAGGGCUGUAUCUGGAGAGUACCUGGCCACGCUUAUCUUUGUCCUUCUCAGUCUGGGCUCCACCAUCAACUGGGCUGCAGGGGAGGAGAAGCCUCCCCCAGCUGACCUAGUCCUUAUCUCGCUGUGCUUUGGCCUCAGCAUUGCCACCAUGGUGCAAUGUUUUGGCCACAUCAGCGGUGGACAAAUUAACCCAGCUGUCACUGCAGCUAUGGUUGUAACUAGAAAGCUGAGCCUGGCAAAAGCGCUGUUCUAUGUGUUGGCUCAGUGCCUCGGGGCUAUUACAGGAGCUGGGAUUCUCUACCUAGUGACACCUGCCGCUGUUAGAGGUUCCCUCGGUGUGACCACGGUGAACUCCAAAAUCUCACUGGGACAAGCCCUUGUUGUGGAGCUACUUAUCACGUUCGAACUGGUCUUCGCCGUCUUUGCCACCUGUGAUCCCAAACGUACAGACCUAGGCGGCUCAGUUGGCUUGGCCAUUGGCUUUGCUGUAGCAAUUGGUCACUUAUUUGCGAUUCCUUAUACAGGAGCCAGCAUGAAUCCUGCUCGUUCCUUUGGGCCUGCAAUGGUCACACUUAACUUCGAGAAUCACUGGGUGUACUGGGUUGGACCCAUUCUGGGGGGCAUACUGGCUGCUGGCCUGUAUGAGUACCUGUACUGCCCUGACCCCGAGAUAAAGAAGAGGCUGAAACAGGUCUUCCAGAAGGAGCCAUCAGGGAAAUACAUGGAGGUGGAGACAGAGGACGUUGCCAUCAAGCCGAGCUCCAUCCAAACCAUCGACCUGGAGAAAACUGAGAAAAAGGAUCCUUUCCAUGACUCGACGGGAGAAGUGUUGUCGUCUGUAUGACUAUCACAUGCACUGGAAAUGGAGACCAAUCUGUAGACCAGCUUGACAAUCAAACUUUGGAGUAUCCAUUUCGGGCCUGUACCCCCUCCAAAGACUUUGUCCUCGUAGCAGAAUAUGAUUUCUGUGCGUGAGACUUUACAACAGGGCUGAAUUACUCUCAUUGUCAUAAAGCUAAUAUGAUGUUAGGGCUCAAUCCCAAAAAACAUCUACAGCCUUUAUAAUACUACUCCCGAGGCCCUGAAUGAUUUUGUAGCAGAGUUGGCGUGUGGCACACAUUGAUUACCGCAGACUGACAGCCCGCGAUACAUUGCGAUCAAGAAAUAUGUGUAGGGUCAACCAAUUAGGUGGGGUCAUCACGCUGAAUUGGAGAAGUGAAGAAGAAAAUGCAGCCUUGUUAUUUUUGGAUUAGUGUCACAUUUGGUCCAUGAACUGUAUAUAUAAUAAAAGGAGAGAUUUUCCUUGUGAUCAUUAAGCACAUUACAGGUCCCAGGUAAUGUAAGACAGCUCUGACAAGCUUUAUUAUCAGAGUUAUAUUACAUUGCUCUAUUUUCAGUGCAUUAGUCAGGGAAACAUCCAGUUCAUCUUUAUGGAGACAUUGUGUCUCUGUAAAAAUGUAUCUCUACUUUUUGAUGGUUAUCGUGUCUAUUACUGUACAAUGAUUUCAAUUUUUUUUUUUUUUCCUAUUUUCAUUAGGUUGUGAUUCUUAGCUGUUUUUAUUUUUUAGAUCUAGAAUUUGUUCUUUUAACACAUUUCUUAUUUCAGUAUAAUUUGAU